AUGUAUCACCUCGCCAAGGGCCUAUAUCUCUAUGCGACCAGCAAAGAAGAAUACUCCGUCAUCGUCCUCGGUCUCGACAAUGCCGGCAAGACGACGUUCCACGAGCAGGUCAAGGCCAUGUAUAUGCCCGACGCGCCCGCGCCCAAGCUCAAGACGGUACCGACCGUCGGCCAAAACGUGUCGACGCUCACGCUGCCCGACAUGUACCUCAAGGUGUGGGACGUUGGCGGCCAGCACUCGCUGCGCCGUCUCUGGGAAAGCUAUUACACGAGCUGCCACGCCAUCGUUUUCGUAGUCGACUCGACCGACGUAGGCGACGGCACCCUCGAGCACGACGGCACCGGCGGCCGCCUCGAUGAGUGCCGCCGCGUCCUCGAGGACGUCCUCCAGCACUCUGACGCCGACGGCGUGCCCUUACUCGUCCUCGCUAACAAGCAGGACCGCGAAGACUGCGUCGAGACUAUCCGAAUCAAGGAGGGCCUUGUCAAAAGGGUCAUGGAGGGCGACAAGGGCGACAGCAUUCGCGAUACCCGCGUCCUCGCCAUGAGCGCUCUGACGGGGGAGGGCGUGCGCGAGGCCGUCGACUGGCUGCGCACGAGGGUGCAGUGGAAUAAAGAGUCUAGACCGCCCGUUAUGCGCUGA
Molecule: messenger RNA, 642 nt
Organism: Beauveria bassiana ARSEF 2860
Lineage: Eukaryota; Fungi; Ascomycota; Sordariomycetes; Hypocreales; Cordycipitaceae
Product: ADP-ribosylation factor family protein
Exons: 2
Coding region: 1-642 (213 amino acids)
Biological process (GO): Golgi to plasma membrane protein transport; protein localization to organelle; intracellular protein transport
Cellular component (GO): Golgi apparatus
Molecular function (GO): GTP binding; GTPase activity
Source: RefSeq, a predicted model, not a curated record